CCUGUCUGUCCCAGUGUGCCUCGCAUCGUCAUUCAUGUUACGUUGUUGUUACCUGGUGUGCGUCCUCGUGAUUCAGGUCGUCACCACGGUGUUAGUCUUACGACUUUAACUCUUUCACGGUUUGAAAGUUAAUUGUAACAUUUUGGUCGCCUAAAAGUGUCUUAUUUAGAGUCCGGUCUCAGCUCCACCCUCUUGUAUCCCUUCUGGUUCCAAAAAAACAAGAUGGCGGCGACCAUAAUGCCAAACUUGAGGCUUCACGUCCGCAAACCAAUGGAUAUGGCCUCAGCCGACUUUUCCCAAUCUGAAGAGACAUUUUUUUGUUCAAUCUGUCUGGAGGUUUUCACUGAACCCGUCUCCACUCCCUGCGGACACAACUACUGCAAGGGCUGCAUCACAAGCUACUGGGCCUCCAGGGACUUCAGCCAGUGUCCAUUAUGCAAUGAACCUUUCCACACAGCCCCCGAGCUGCGAGUCAACACAGAAUUCAAAGACAUGUUGAAGCUUUUCAACAGGAUGAAAGUUGCAGGGGACGACGGCAGUCCCCCCGCCGGACCUGGGGAAGUGCCCUGUGACAUCUGUCACGGGAUGAAGCAUAAGGCUGUGAAAUCCUGCCUGGUUUGUUUGACCUCUUACUGCAACGCUCACCUGAAGCCCCAUCACACGGUCCAGGUCUUAAAGUGGCACGAGCUGAUCAACCCUGUGGAGACCCUCGAGGACAGGGUGUGCAGGAAACACAACAAGGUGAUCGAGUUUUUCUGCAGGAAAGACCAGAGCCGUGUUUGCUUUGUGUGCCUGAGGGAUGACCAUGUGAUGCAUGACGCCAUCUCUUUAGAGGAAGAGUUUAAGGAGAGGAAGAUUAAGCUGAAGUGUGCGAAAAGGCAAGUCCAGCACAAUCUGAAUGAGAAAUGCCACAUGGUUUUGAGGAUUCAAAACUCAAUGAUGGAAGGUCGGCAGGAAGUAGAGACAACGAAGGCGGGAACUGUUGAGGCUUUCGCUGCUUUGGUGGCCUCGAUUCGGACAAAAAAAGUGAAGCUGAUUGAGCUGUUGGAGGAGAAGCAGGCAGCAGCAGAGCAGAAGGCUAAAGCACUCAUCAGACAACUGUGGCUGGAGAUUGCAGAGGACCGUCAGACAAGUAUCAAGCUGGAAGAGCUCUCAAAGACGGAGGACGACUUCCAACUCCUCCAGAGGCUCCCAUCCUCCACAUCCAACACAAAGGAUUGCUUCACAGACCCCCAAAGUCUCCUGCAGGUAGAGACAGUGAGGAGUGCGGUGGCCAAGAUAGAGGAGACGCUCAACACACACAUGGAGAACAUUAUCAAAGAAGUCAAUCUGGCAGAUAAUGAGGAGACCUUUGAGGAACUGCAAAUAGAGAACGUGUUUGACGAUGAGCUUGGAAAAAUCCAGGAGCAAUAUGCAAUAAAAGUGACUCUGGACCCCGACACAGCACACCCCUCCCUUAUUGUCUCCGAGGACAUGAAGCAAGUGAGGGACGGAGGCUCGAAGAGGAAUAUCCCCAGCAGCCCCAAAAGGUUCGAAUCGGUCCAUUUUGUCCUUGGGAAUGAAGGGUUUUCCUCCGGCAAGUUCUACUACGAAGUAUCGCUUAAAGGACAAACAGGAUGGGAAGUCGGAGUUGUGAGAGAGUCCAUCAACAGGAAAGGUUUCAAUUGGUCCCUCAGCCCUGAAAACGGAUGCUGGACUUUGGGGUUGUAUUGGGGACGCUGCCAGGCCAACACAAAUCCUCCUGUCCUCUUACCCUUGAUUAAAGAUCUCCAGAAGGUCGGGGUGUUUGUGGAUUUUGAUGAAGGGUUGGUCUCUUUCUACGACGUGGACACUCGGGCUCAGAUAUACUCCUUUACAGGAUGCUUCUUGACAGGAAGAGAAUCAUUUCUGAGUAAAAUAUUAGCGUUCGCGGUUAAAGACACAGCAAAGGUCUACCCUUUGUUCCGACCCUGCGCUGAGACGGAGAGCCCUCCUCUACAGAUCGCUCCUGUCGGAUGCACAAAAGGAAAGUAGUGAUCCUUACUCGCUUACUUUUAACUGGGUGGUGUAUUCUGGGGUUCUUAAUAAUGACAGAGGCAUAUUCACAAAAUCAGAGUCAUGUGAUAUUAUUAGUACGUUGUGUAUCCAUUUUUUACACCUCCUUACAUGAGAAUCAACCGGAAGUUAGUUCCUGUGGGAACCUCCGUGAUCUCCGAUGUGUUUGCGACAUUUUUCCGUAUUUUUGCAGGUCUGGAAUUUGCCUGGAGAACAUUGAAAAAUUAGAAUUUGUUUGGGAGUUUUAAGUGCAUUAUACAUAACAUGUUAAAGAAGUAAAUAUGAAAAUCAUCUAAAUGUUCAUGUGCAAUAUUACUUUUCUAUUUUAAUUGAUUUAUUUUAUUUACAUUUACUUUUAUUGUUGUUCUAUUUAGCACUUUAAUUAGUAUGACGUUAGUAUUAAAACUUAUACACUUUAUAUACAUUACUCUGUUUUUUUCAUUUUUACGUUUUAAUCCUUUUUGCAAACUGGCACAAGAAUUUCCUUCAGCGUUAAUAAAGUUUUAUCUUAUUUUAAAGAAUAAUAAAUAAUAUUCAACAGCAAAAUUGCACUUGGCUCCUUCAUAAUAAUAUUUGAGUAUCAUUUUAAAUUAAUUUGUGCUGUUUGUAUUCACUGUUUUGUUCUUAUUUAAUCAAUAUAAAAGGAAUAGUUAGAUCGUCUCUUGUGAAACGGGAGCAGUUCUGCCCUGUGACCACUGGAGGUCAGUGCAGACACAUAAUGUGAAGCACUCUGUUCUGCAGGACUUUGCACUAAACAGGUUCAUGAGAUACAUUUUAUUUUUGGACCAAUAUACAGAAAAUGGGAGGCAUUUUAAUUUCCCCAAACAUGGAGGGUCAUAGGCAGGGUCAACUUGAUUUGUGUAUUGUAUUUUAUUACUUGGACUAUCGGUACGUUUGUAUGUUUGUUUUCACACACAUGAGGAGGCUAUACAUCAUGUCAUUGGAUGUUAUGUGUCAGCACAUGAUGCGGACAGUUUUCUGGGCCGUACAUAUCCGCAGACUCGCUUGUGCACAAGUCAUCUAAAUGUGGUUGUAAUUGCACAACUCAUUUUUUGAAAAAUAAUGUCAAACAGGUCCCUGUUAUAAGAAAUUGGUACGGCAUAAUCAAAAAACUAAUUAAUACACAUUUCUGGAUCCAAAUUUGGUAAAUAUUGAAAAAUCUUACUGUAAUCAAAUCUGAUCACGCAGCUCCCGACUUCUGUGCCAAAACGCUUUAUAGUGCGGCAAUAAAUAAUGCAUGGGUAUAAAUUCUACAUGUAGGUGUAUAAACAAAGUUAUUACAGCAUUAUUUGCAAACCUGUAAACCUCUAAGCUGUAUCUUAGUGUGUAUCUUCUUGAACAAUGUUCUUGGCUCUGCAUAUAAGUACAAAUUCCUUGUAACAUAUACUUGGCAAAUAAAGCUGAAUUUGAUCAUA
Molecule: messenger RNA, 3449 nt
Organism: Cottoperca gobio
Lineage: Eukaryota; Metazoa; Chordata; Actinopteri; Perciformes; Bovichtidae
Product: E3 ubiquitin-protein ligase TRIM58-like
Exons: 2
Coding region: 223-2013 (596 amino acids)
Molecular function (GO): zinc ion binding; protein binding
Source: RefSeq, a predicted model, not a curated record